Molecule: messenger RNA, 3560 nt
Organism: Calidris pugnax (ruff)
Lineage: Eukaryota; Metazoa; Chordata; Aves; Charadriiformes; Scolopacidae
Gene: MTF1
Product: metal-regulatory transcription factor 1
Exons: 11
Coding region: 136-2322 (728 amino acids)
Biological process (GO): positive regulation of transcription by RNA polymerase II; central nervous system development
Cellular component (GO): nucleus
Molecular function (GO): DNA-binding transcription activator activity, RNA polymerase II-specific; RNA polymerase II cis-regulatory region sequence-specific DNA binding
Source: RefSeq, a predicted model, not a curated record
GCGCGGCCGGAAGCGGAAGUGAGUGUGCUGGUAAUCAUGGUGCCGCCGGGGCGGGGAAGGAGGUGCCUCCGCUGCCGGGAGCUCGAUGAGUCGUUCCGGGCCGGGAGCGCGGUGUGGCAGUGAGAGGCGGUGACCAUGGGGGAGAACAGUCCCGACGGCAGCGCUAUCUAUUAUGAAACGGAAGAAGACGAUUUAACUCAAGAUGGCAAUAUGAUGAGGUUUGCUGAGAAAAACGGCCUGGUGUCUUCAUCGUCUGGGACGGUGUACGACAGGACAACUGUUCUGAUAGAGCAGGACCACAGCGUGUUGGAAGAUGAUGAGGACGAAGGACAAUGUGGUGAUCACUUGCCUUUUUUACCGGAGGGUCACGAAGAAGGAUUUCAUUUAAUAGCAGAUCAUGAAGGAAUGUCCCAGGGUUAUGUGCAACAUAUUAUUUCUCCAGAUCAGAUUCACCUAACGAUAAAUCCUGGUUCAACUCCUAUGCCAAGAAACAUCGAAGGAGCAACACUCACUUUGCAGUCUGAAUGCCCAGAAACUAAGCUUAAAGAAGUGAAGAGGUACCAGUGCACCUUUGAGGGCUGCCCACGCACCUACAGCACUGCCGGGAACCUGCGCACUCACCAAAAGACGCAUCGUGGGGAAUACACUUUUGUCUGCAAUCAAGAGGGCUGUGGCAAGGCCUUCCUUACCUCCUACAGCCUCAAAAUCCACGUUCGAGUGCACACUAAGGAAAAGCCGUUCGAAUGUGAUGUGCAGGGCUGUGAAAAGGCAUUCAAUACACUGUACAGGUUGAAAGCACAUCAGAGGCUUCACACAGGGAAAACGUUUAACUGUGAAUCAGAAGGCUGCAGUAAAUACUUCACAACGCACAGCGACCUGAGGAAGCACAUUCGGACACACACAGGAGAAAAGCCAUUUCGGUGUGAGCAUGACGGCUGUGGAAAGGCGUUUGCUGCAAGCCACCACCUUAAAACACAUGUUAGGACACAUACUGGGGAGAAACCCUUCUUCUGUCCCAGUAACGGCUGUGAGAAGACUUUCAGUACUCAGUAUAGUCUCAAGAGUCACAUGAAAGGUCAUGAGAAAGGCCAUUCCUAUAAUGCACUUCCCAAUAACAACGUGUCUGAGGAUACAAGCCACUCACUUUGUCUGAGUGACUUAAGCCUCAUAUCAACAGAUUCAGAAUUGCGGGAGAACUCUAAUCCAACACACGGACAAGACCUGAGCACAAUCUCACCAGCAAGUAUCUUUGAGUCGAUGUUCCAGAGCCCAGACCACACUGCGAAUCAGGAUGACUCUCAGCAGACAGCUGCCUUGAUUGAAGGUUUUAACGGGGAUGCAGACUCAGUCACUGCUGUUCCGCCUUCUGUGGGAGACUCAGCGUCUCUGUCUCUCCCACUCGUGCUGCAGCUCGGCAUCUCGGAGCCUUCGCACCCAGCACUACAAGCCUCAGCAGCGCCGGCUGCGCCCUCCUCCAUAGGAACCAGCUCACAGCAAGCUGCGUUUGGAAACCCUGCAACUGUUUUACAGUCCCCAGAAGUGCCUGUUCCUCACAGCACACAGUUUGCAGCCAGUCACCAAGACUUCCUGCAGCACACUCAGACGCCGCCGCAGCCCAUCGUACCAGGACUUUCGGUGGUUGCCGGGGCAUCUGCCCCAGCAGCCUCUGGUGCCACUGAGCCCCUGCCAGCUGUAGUUCAGACUGUGCCUGUUGGUGCAAACUCGGUCCUGACCAGUAAUCCCACUAUAACAAUUACUCCUUCUCAGAGCACCGCGAUUCUGCAGUCCAGCAUCGUCAUGGGAGAGCAGAACUUGCAAUGGAUCUUAAAUGGUGCCACUGGUUCUCCACAAAGCCAAGAACAAAUGCCACAAGUUCCAAAAGUAGUAGAAAAGGUGUUUUUUACCACUGCAGUACCAGUAGCUGGCAACACAGGAAACGCUGUUCAGCAGAUUGGUCUCAGUGUCCCUGUCAUCAUCAUCAAGCAGGAGGAGGCCUGCCAGUGCCAGUGUGCCUGCCGAGACUCUGCCAAGGACAAAGCCACCGUGAAGAAGGAAUGUUCCUCACCUGAUACAAAAGCUUUGGAGCAGCCAGCUCCCCAGCUGCAGCCUCAGACCUUUCCUUCCUCCUCCCCUUCUCCUUCCUGUGGGCAGGGCGGUCAAGUAGUUACCCCUCCAGACUCGCAGACUGAAACGCUAAGUGCCAUGGAUGUAUCAGACUUCCUGUCCCUCCAAAGCCCUGAAACCCCAUCGAAUAUAAUUCCAAUCGAAGCACUACUGCAGGGUGAGGAAGAACUUGGUUUGAAUAGCAGCUUCUCUAAGUGAAGAUGUUCCAGAUUUUCCUUUGCACCCGGAGGGUAAAACCCUUCUCCUUUAGAAGCAGAAACUGAAGGAUCGAUUCUCUUUCCUUCCUCUUUUUGGAAGUUUUGUGGCUUAUUUCUGCUUCACAGAUGUCAUCUUAGUCACGUCCCAGGUACAUCCAUCUUUGAGAAUCUAUCUUAAAAAAAGAAAAGGAAAAAAAAAAAAGAAAAAGCUAAGUUAUAUAUGAACUGUUUUGGCUGCACUGUCUGUCACUUUUGCUUGUCAUAUGUGAACACAGAAGUUAAGGUUACUCGUGUGCAAAAAGAUUUUUAAAAAGAAAAAGGGGGGGUUAGUUUGUCUCCAAUUGCACAUCACUUACGUUUGGGAUUAAGGUACUGGCAGCGAGUGGGUCUUUGUUACAACUCCUUGGGUCUAUAAUUUUCUUCUGUCUCUGAUGUCUGAUACUAACCAUGCACUAUAAGGGGAGCCCAGGAAGGGAAUUUGCUGUAGUAGAAAAUGGCAUUAUUGUAGAAGAUGAUUGAUCUGCAAUUUUAUUGGGAUGGGAUUGUCACAUCACGGAGCUGGGAGCCGAUGCCUGGGUUUGCUUUGUAGCUGCGCUGUUACUAAAGCCUACAGAAACUUUGUGGAGUUUAUUUCAAGUAGAGCACAAGUACCUUGUGCUCCUGCUAGAUCUGUUCAUUUAAUUUCGUUAGGACUUGGAAGUGUGGUGGCAGACACUGUUUCACAGCACGGAAACACGCUCGGAGCCCCUGCUUGCUCAGGCUGGAGGCUGGUUCUUUGCCUCUCUCGGUGUGGUCAGAGCGGUGCCGGCUGCUCUUGGGAUUUAGCUGGCUGUUCAGAAACAAAUCAUCCUCUUACCCCGUGACUGUUCAAAUCAGGAGCACGGUGCCUUUGCAGGUUACUCUCAUCUUUUGUCAAGAAGAGCUCUAGGAGAAUUCUCAGAAUGGUUGAACAUAAGUUCCGUUUGAAUUCAGUGAGUCUGUCCUUUUGGCUGUCCCUAAAUGCUUCCUUUUUUUUCUGUUCAGCUAUAUAAUUUCUGCCUGAAAUCUGCCUCCAACCUACUGCAAUGCCAGCUUUUUGUGCACGGGGCUAUUUCUUGACUAAAAGAUGUUACACAGCAUAGUAGUUUUUCAUAUCAAACUGAAAGUCUAUAUUCUAACCUACUCAGGGUAAAAUAAAACACAAACCCCCCUUCCACCAAAAAGCCUGUAAUGUUGCAAUAAAUGCAGUCUCAUUCUAAA